GGAGAAGGUAGAGAUUAGGGAAAGUGAGAGAUGGGUUUGUCGUCCGGAGUCUUCUUCAGUCUCAGACGAAGACUCUUGUCUCCAACGGUGUUGGUCUGUUUCAGUCUCCUCUGUCUUUGUUCUCUAACGACCGCCGAUGACCAACUCACUGCGUAUGAGAUCCUUCAAUCCUACGAUUUCCCGGUGGGUCUCCUCCAUACGGGGGUAUCAGGUUACGAUUACGACAGUUCUACCGGCAAAUUCUCUGUUUACUUGAAUGAAACUUGUAGUUUUACUAUUCAGAAUUCCUACGAACUCAAAUACAGAUCCACAAUUAAGGGCUAUAUCACCAAGGACAAGAUCACGCAGCUUCAGGGUAUCAGUGUGAAGGUGUUCUUGUUCUGGGUCAACAUCAUCGAGGUUACUCGGAUUGGCGAUCAGCUCGACUUCUCUGUGGGUAUCACUUCUGCUGAUUUCCCCGUGGUAAACUUCGACGAAUGUCCCCAGUGUGGAUGUGGUUUCGAUUGCAAGAAGGGGCAAGUAAGGAGAAUCAGAACAAACCCUUCUGUCUCUUCAUCUUGAUUUGUUUACUUCAAGUUCAAAUAAUUUACACCGGAAUUUGUAUGGCCCAUCCGCCUUUGCUU
Molecule: messenger RNA, 623 nt
Organism: Telopea speciosissima
Lineage: Eukaryota; Viridiplantae; Streptophyta; Magnoliopsida; Proteales; Proteaceae
Exons: 1
Coding region: 31-561 (176 amino acids)
Source: RefSeq, a predicted model, not a curated record